Molecule: messenger RNA, 624 nt
Organism: Aspergillus fumigatus Af293
Lineage: Eukaryota; Fungi; Ascomycota; Eurotiomycetes; Eurotiales; Aspergillaceae
Source: RefSeq, a predicted model, not a curated record
AUGGAGUUCCAGUCUCGCAUCGCCCAAUACUCUCUCGACGAGAUGAUGAUCGAUGAUGCAAGCGCAUCCCUAGACAGCUGCAUGGGCAAGCACCCUUGCGAUCUCGAUGCAGCAUUCCACGAACUCGACUUCCCCAGCCCGCCAUCCACAGAGGAAAUCUCCGACACAGAGACAGAAGCUGCGACAGAGAUCGCAGAAGAGACAGAGGGCAAAAAGGCGCUGCCCUCCCGUCUAGAAGUCAGCUUCACCACGCCCUUGGACGGCUUUGACCCAUUGCAGCGCAGGUUAUCCAGGCUUACACACAGACUUCGCCACAGCGUUCUGUAUUUCUUGGCUCUGUACGGUAUCUCGAUUCAAUAUGCCUUGUAUCCCAUUGAGGAAAGCGGGAUUGGGGGCGUACACAACGCCCUACCGGUUGUGCUCCUGGUUGCGACAGACGAUGUGCCAGUGUCAAUGUGGAGGAAAGGUGUGAAGCGCGCAUAUGAGUAUCUUGUGGACGUUGGGUGUUUCCCAGCUAUCGACAUCCCUGUGCUGGGAAAAGAGGCUCGAUCAGAAGACGGACUGGACAUGCAGAUGAGCCGGGAGUGCAAGGUGUAUCUUGCAAAGCUAGUUACUCGUGACUGA